AUGUCCGCCGAAAACCAGGAGAUCCCCCAGUUCAAGCUCGUCCUCGUCGGUGACGGUGGUACCGGCAAGACCACCUUCGUCAAGCGUCACUUGACGGGUGAGUUCGAGAAGAAGUACAUUGCCACGCUCGGUGUCGAGGUGCACCCUCUUCAGUUCCACACCAACUUCGGAACCAUCUGCUUCAAUGUAUGGGACACUGCGGGACAGGAGAAGUUCGGUGGUCUCCGUGAUGGCUACUACAUCCAGGGUCAGUGCGGUAUCAUCAUGUUCGAUGUGACUUCGCGCAUCACGUACAAGAACGUGCCCAACUGGCACCGUGAUCUGGAGCGCGUGUGCGAGAACAUCCCCAUCGUGCUCUGCGGCAACAAGGUCGACGUCAAGGAGCGCAAGGUCAAGACGGGCGCCGUUACCUUCCACCGAAAGAAGAACCUCCAGUACUUUGAGAUCUCGGCCAAGUCCAACUACAACUUCGAGAAGCCCUUCCUGUGGCUCGCGAGGAAGCUCGUUGGCAACCCCACGCUCGAGUUCGCUGCUGCCCCCGCAUUGGCUCCCCCCGAGGUCCAGGUCGACCAGGCCCUCAUGGCCCAGUACGACGCAGAGCUCCAGCGCGCCGCCGCCGCCCCUCUGCCCGACGAGGACGACGGUGACCUCUAA
This is a messenger RNA of Kalmanozyma brasiliensis GHG001, 654 nucleotides long. Its product is annotated as Small GTPase superfamily. Gene Ontology annotation, cellular component: nucleus; cytoplasm. Gene Ontology annotation, biological process: protein import into nucleus; ribosomal subunit export from nucleus. The transcript has a single exon. The coding region runs from base 1 to 654 and encodes 217 amino acids. Gene Ontology annotation, molecular function: GTP binding; GTPase activity. NCBI's taxonomy places the organism in Eukaryota, Fungi, Basidiomycota, Ustilaginomycetes, Ustilaginales. The record is from RefSeq and is a predicted model, not a curated record.